Labrus bergylta (ballan wrasse) is the source of this 754-nucleotide messenger RNA. The record is from RefSeq and is a predicted model, not a curated record. Lineage: Eukaryota; Metazoa; Chordata; Actinopteri; Labriformes; Labridae.
GACGAGUGGUUACCAAAAGCUCCAGUUCGGAUCAGGAAUUAAACUCAUCAUCCAAGAUGGGGAGAAGCACGCGCCGUCUUACCACAAACUGCAGGGAAACAACUCGACGGCGUGCCUCGCCACCGGAUUCACCCAAAUCAACGAAGUGAACGAGACACUUUUCAAAGGCACGGAGGCCGUCAGGAUAUCCGACGGGUCUGUGUACACCCAGGUUGCUGUCCUAACAACUGAAGACACAAAACAAAAAUGUGAUGAAUUGGCGGCCGGCUCUGGUGACUGUGGAGAUCCUUUGAAUCGAGACCCGAUGGUCAACCUGAUGUCUCUGACCGUCGUUGGCCUCAGGCUGAUCUUCAUCAAGACCAUCAUCUUCAACGUCCUGAUGACCUUCAAACUGUGGAUGAGUCAGUAAACUUUGCAGACGGCCGACAGAGAAACGCUCGAGCGCGAGCUGCUGGAUUCAGAGAAAGACUCCGAACCUUCGGCUUCAUGUCGUCUUUUAUUUGUAUGAUGUGUAAUUAAUUGUAUAAAUAUCAAAUUACCUGAUACUCUGUUUAUAUAAUCUUACGUUCAAAGCCUUCUAAUGUCGUCUCUGUGAUGUUUGAAAACUAGAUUUGUUGCUUCUGAUGAAUUUUUGAUCUCUCUGUUAAUAUCACAUUUGAAUGAUUGUCUGCCUUAGUAAAAAAUAACUCAAGAAAUGUUUUUAAAACUGCUCUCUGUGUGAUGAUGUGAAAUAAAGUCUGAAAUAAUAAAACAC